AAUCAAACCAAUCGCAAAACGUUUUAUUCUGACGUCUGGCUCUUCGAAUGUGUCUAUCUUGUUGUUGGCGCUGCUCAAGAUUUGCCCAAAAGUUUGAGUCCAAAACUCUUCGAUGCGAUGGGUGUAUUGAAUGCUCUUCGACGGGGCAUUGUGAGAGGAGCUGAUCGUAUGGCUGAAUUCACCAGCAAACGUGGCUCAAGGACUCACUACAAAGGCAGAGGGGCACAGCCAACAGGAGUACUAACCUCCAGCAGAAAAUUUGUUCCAAUACAGGCAAUGAUCCCCCAGUUUGUGGUGCCUGACUUGGAGGGAUUCAGACUCAAGCCCUACGUGUCGUACCGCACCCCGGUUGGAACGGAGCCCGCUGUCACCCCUGAGGGUCUGUUCUAUGAGGCUGUGGCCCAGCAGAUCCAGAAAGACUUUGAGGAAGGCUCCUUUGAUAAGGAACAGCUGGAGAAAUAUGGAUUUGAGCCCACGCAGGAGGGAAAGUUAUUCAAACUAUACCCAAAGAACUUUAUACGAUAAAAAGGCCACCCAAUCUGAUAUAUCUGGAACUCUGGCUUAGUAUCAAGGAUCGUUAACUAAUUUUGUUUGUUAACUAAUUUUGUAAAUGGUUAGCAAGUAGUUGCUAACCAUUUGAGACCGCUGAGCUGAUCAUAUGUUACUGGACCGUGGUGUAUUGUGAAUGUGCUUGCUGAAAGUACUAGUAUGUGGUAUUCUAAUUAAAAACAAAUGUAUUAUA
Oncorhynchus masou masou (cherry salmon) is the source of this 742-nucleotide messenger RNA. Its product is annotated as large ribosomal subunit protein mL41-like. The coding region runs from base 118 to 525 and encodes 135 amino acids. NCBI's taxonomy places the organism in Eukaryota, Metazoa, Chordata, Actinopteri, Salmoniformes, Salmonidae. The record is from RefSeq and is a predicted model, not a curated record. Gene Ontology annotation, cellular component: mitochondrial large ribosomal subunit. The transcript has 2 exons. Gene Ontology annotation, molecular function: structural constituent of ribosome. Gene Ontology annotation, biological process: translation.